This is a messenger RNA of Leptinotarsa decemlineata (Colorado potato beetle), 922 nucleotides long. RefSeq names its product forkhead box, sub-group O (gene foxo). The record is from RefSeq and is a predicted model, not a curated record. Gene Ontology annotation, molecular function: RNA polymerase II cis-regulatory region sequence-specific DNA binding; DNA-binding transcription factor activity, RNA polymerase II-specific. NCBI's taxonomy places the organism in Eukaryota, Metazoa, Arthropoda, Insecta, Coleoptera, Chrysomelidae. Gene Ontology annotation, cellular component: nucleus. Gene Ontology annotation, biological process: regulation of transcription by RNA polymerase II.
UCGCGCUCUGUGAGCGUUUACUUUUCUCCACAACAGACAUUCAAAAUCAAGAGCCCUUUUCGCUAAUUGUCCAGGUACGAUAAUCACGUGUAUUCCGCGAUGCGUGUGCCACAAUUACACAAUCAAGUAUGCGUGCGUGGCGCCAUUCAGUGCGCACGCGCAAGUGGGCAUGUCCUCCAACGCGAUUACAACGUCGGACUUUGAGAGUAGGGCGAAAAUUCACAACAGACACGGCCCGGCAGUGAGACUGUGUUGUUCAAAUUCGUUGCGAAUCAUAUCGCGUAAACUACUGCGUCAUAUCGUGUUCCGAAGAAACAAAACAAACUGUGCGGUGUCUGUCGGCAGGAUUUUGCCUCAGAUCAGAGUGAGUGUUGCGACAAUUGACGGUGAUGAAUUGCUGACUUGUGGAUCUGUGGUUCAGUGCGUGAAUUGCGCCGCAAUUUAUAAAAUUAGCUCAGCUCAAAUAAUCCUAUAACCUGUGCUGCUGCCGGGUGAUUUUCGAGUUAGGUGCGAACGACGUGCGGUUUAUAUGAACGGGCAGUACGGUGCGUGGCCUGUCCAAAAAAUGAACCUGGAUAUCAUGGAACCGCUCGCAGAACACGACGGUUUCGAACCGCAGACUCGCGCGCGCUCCAACACGUGGCCUCUGCCCCGGCCCGAGAAUUACGUCGAGCCCGGCGAUGAGGCGGGCAACAAGUGUUCAGGGCUGCCCGUUCCCGUUCCUGCCGCCACAGUGCCCACCAAAAAGAAUUCCAGCAGGAGGAACGCCUGGGGCAAUCUAAGCUACGCAGAUUUGAUAACGCAGGCAAUCAAGACGUCGCCCGAUCAAAGACUGACUCUGUCGCAGAUAUACGAGUGGAUGGUUCAGAACGUGCCCUAUUUCAAGGACAAGGGAGACAGCAACAGCUCUGCAGGAUGGAAG